AAAAAAAGAAAGAGCUGAGUGAAACGGCUGUGAAAUUUUUCGCAAUUUCUGUAAAUAACAAAUGCUAAAGAUUGUGCAGAAAGUUCCUAUUGACAUUAAAUUAAAGAUUAUGUCGUGUAAAUCUAAAAGUUUAUGUUAGACUUGUGUAAAUAAACAAUUGGUGGCAAUCAUGUUCUCGGGCAAGGAUGCCGCAAAUCCUUUAUAUCCCACGCAGUGGGCUCUAAAUCCUAAUGCUUAUCAGAAUGUAGACUCUAGCCAAGUGGACUGGGCUGCUUUGGCGCAACAAUGGAUCGCUAUGAAAGAGGCUGCUGCGAUUGUCGCCGUAUCGGCAACGCAGCAGUCCGCUUCCAAGGCUGACGCGGAAGAGGGCGAAGCCCCCAUGGAGGUGGAAAAUCCUGAGAACACAGACGGCCCAGUGCCUUCAGGAGCGGAAUGGAACUCUAACACAAACUCUUGGGGCAGCGGAUGGAAUCAGUGGGGAUGGGGGUGGUCCGGAGACAAUAAGAUGGCAGGAGGUGCUGCGAUGGGCAUGGGCCCUAUGAUAGAUGGUUAUGCCGUGGAUGCCAAUAAUGCAGCGGCUAUGCCUGGCUAUACAACAGGUACGGUUCCUGCACCAACGUUUCAGCACGGCUACUGGACGGCACCCCAAGCGGAGAGUACCACCAGUCGUAGCAGUAGUCGCAGCAGAGAUCGUCGUUCAAAGAGUAGAAAUAGAGAUCAUAAAUCUAGUAGAAGUUCGAGAUCGACUAGAGAAAAUAAGGCGCCUGUAAUACCGCCCGUUAUUGAGCCGAUUGUCGCACCGACUGCGAUGCCAUCAGCAGCAACCAUCGACGCGGCAAAGCGACGUCAAUUACCUGCAUGGAUUAGGGAAGGUCUGGAAAAAAUGGAGCGCGAGAAACAACGGGCUAUAGAACGUGAGCAAGAGCUGAAGGCGCGGGAGGAAGCGGAGAAGGAGAAAAAGAAGUUAGAAGAGGAAGAGAUGGCGCGCAUGAAGGCCGAGGCGGGCGGCGAGCCCGUGCCGCCUCCCAAGAGCAAAUUCGAGUCGGAGUCGGAAGGCGAGGAGUCGGAGAAGGAAGAGGCGGCGCCGGAGCCCGCCGCGCCCGCGCCGCCGCCGCCGCCGCCGCCGCUCGUGCGCCGGACGAAGGAGGAGAUCAUGCAAGAAGUGAUGUUAGCGGUCCGCCGCUCGUUGACCGAGAUCCUCCUAGAGGUGACCGAUCAGGAGAUCCAAAUGGUGAGCCAGGAAGAGUUGGCCCGAUAUACCGCCGCACAAGCGUCGCGACUCAACGCUAUGAAGGCGAGCAAGUCGAAGGCACUCGCCGCUAUCGCCACCGGGCUCGGGCUGGGCGCAUACGAGAGCAGCAGCGACGACAGCGGCGACGAAGACCAGCCCGACGUGUCUGACCAGCAGCUGCAGGAUAUAAUCAAGCGCAAGCGGCAGGAGUUCGAGCGGACGUCGCGCGAGAUAGAAGCGGAGGUGCGCCGCGCGGAGCUGAAGGAAGGCGGCGGAGACUCCACACCUCGGGCAACCACGCCGGAGCGGCCCAGGCAGCCAAAUUCAGCAACACCCCCUCCACCGGAUAGCGAGACGCCAGAGAAACUGCCGGAACGUCGUCCGUCCAGAGACAAGAAGAGCAACCACAAGUCUAGCGACCGCGUAGACGGCGUCAGAAAACUAGAAGUCAUCCCCGAGGAGAAACCAAAGAAAUCCAGCAAAAAGGAACACACUCCUAGUCCACAGAAGAGUAACAAAACAAACAAAGGAAGUUCAACUUCAAGCGACUCGGAACAAGACUCAUCCUCCGGCACAGAUGGUACCUCCUCGGAGAGUGAAAUUGAACAAAAAGUCGAAUCGAAACAAGCAAAAAAACGCAAACGACGAAGCUCAAGUUCUAGUGAAUCCCAAAAGAAAUCAAAGAAACUAAAAAAGGAGAAGUCUCGUAAAUCAGAAGACAAAUACUCAAAAUCGAAAUACGACAGUUACGAGAAAUCGGAAAAAUCAAGAUCGAGGAAAAAGGAUGAUUCCGACAGGCAUAAGUCAUCCAGGAGUAAAGAUUACGACAAGUCAGUCAAAGACAAAUAUAGGGAUGACUCGGACGAUGAUCGUCCGAGGAAGCGUUCAAAGCGUUCGCGGUCGACGAGUUACGAGUCUCGGUCGGGACGCCGGCGCGCGUCGCGGGACUCGUCGCGCUCGCGCCGGCGGGACAGGCGCUCUUACGAUAGGGACAGCUCCAAGCGCGACCGCUCCCACGAGAGGUCGGGCCGCGACUACGACAAGUAUGAUAGGUAUGAGCGGUCUAGGGAGCACGACCGGAGGCGCUCUCGCAGCGGCAGCCACGCGCGCCACCGCCGGUGAACACCAGGUUACAAAUGCAAAAGGUUGUAUUUUAAUUCAUUUCUAAUUUGCCCCCAAAAUUUUGUCCAAUCGUUGUCAGUUCCGAACGAAUUUCUGUGUCAGUAUGGUUGGAUCAUGAAUGAUUUAGAAUAGUUUGCGUACCAGUGGCGGAUUUACCAGCAGGCUGAGUAGGCUGAAGCCUAGGGCAGCAAAUUUUAAGGGACGGCAGAUUUAGUUCAUAAUGUUGACGUACUUUUUAAAACUGUCAAAACGACUCUCCCAUAGAUUUUUUAUGGCAAUACUGCUUGUAUAGUGACGUCACUAUUUUGUCAACUCGAACUACUUUUUUCAAUUAUAAUGCAAACUAAAAUCUUAAUUUACAGGUAAUUUAAAUACGAAUAUUUCAAUGUUCGCCAGGCCAGGCAAAUAAGAUCCAACAAUCAUUCAUGGUUCAGCCAUCAUGAUACGAAUUUCUUAUGAACUUGAGCUGUAGAUAUUGUUGAAGUAGUGUUAUUUUUUACUCUAAACCCAAUCAAGGGUUAUUAGCUGUGAUAUUUCACAUGGUUAGUGAGUUAGGGAAAUAAUAAAUGGCCUAUAGUUUAUUUGCGGGUUCUGUAUUCUCUGUUAAAAUAUUGAGUAAAAAAUUUUCAAUGUUACUGACAGUGAUUCUUAUAUUUACAUCGAAAAUGUAUCAUAUCAACCUGAACUUUACCCACAUAGAUAUUCAAUGUUAUUUUCAAUGGGAUGAAAUUUUACUUUUUUGUUAGUUAUUUAUAAACUGAGAGUUUACAUAAAUUCUUUAUCUUUCUUAUCUUGAAUUGUACUUAUCGAUAUUGUAUAUAGCCAAGGUUUUAUUAUCAAGAGGAUGACCUCAUGCGUAAGUCAAAGUCUGUGAUAUAUUGUUUUAUUUUUUCUCUUGCAGGUUGGGGCAUUCGCUUCAGGUGUACAUAUUCUAUCGUUUGUGUAUAGUAUUUUAGUGUGCUUCAGCAUUCAUGAAUUAUUCCAAUAAUAAUACUAAUAAGA
Molecule: messenger RNA, 3355 nt
Organism: Ostrinia furnacalis (Asian corn borer)
Lineage: Eukaryota; Metazoa; Arthropoda; Insecta; Lepidoptera; Crambidae
Product: arginine/serine-rich protein PNISR
Exons: 11
Coding region: 170-2353 (727 amino acids)
Source: RefSeq, a predicted model, not a curated record